GUUUGACCAAUUAUACCUUAGUCUCAGAUUUUUUUAGCGAAUCAGAAAUAUUGUUCACAGCUAAACGGCGCAAUUUUGUUUAUAACUAUGCAAAUAAGGUCAUGUAUUCAUGCACCAUGUAAAGAGAACGGCAUGGCAUUCUUUGAAGAUAAAAUUGAAGGUAAAUCGUUCCAAAUAACAUAAUAUUGAUUAAAAUUUCAAUUUAGUUAUCACAUGAACGUGUAUAUCUAGAUCUUAUUUGUUAAAGCAAGGACAUUUUGUAGCAAGGUGCAAAAAUGUGAACCUCUGAAUUAAGGCCCUGUAGAAAAAGUGCAAGGAAUUUAAGGGCAGUAUGCGUUUAUUGAUAGUUGUGUGAUAAAUAGAAUCUUUCAUGCGUUCUUAUGCGUUAUUAUGAAAUUUAUGAAAUUCAUUGCCGGAUCAAAUAUUAACACCGCCAAGACUCGGGUAAUAUUAAAUCCGGUAACUCAUUUCAUAAAUUCCAUAUGACAUAAGCUUUCGUUAAAAGAUCCUCUGUGUAUCUAAUGCUUCCACGAUUAAGCUGUCCCAUAACGCAUAUUUUUAUCUGUUUUUAAAAUGUUAUUUUUAUCUUACCAAAUUAUAUUUUUUUUAAAGAUGUAAGAAUUGAGGAUCAACAUUUUGAGGAUCACAAACUUUUGUUUUUGUUUUGUAUAAAUUUAUUAUGAUACUUAUAAUGAUAUAUUUCUUUUAAUACUAUUCUGAUAUAAAUGUUAUUGAAUUAGUCUUCUUCUUUUUUUAGCUGUUAUAGCCUUGCUAAUAACUCAUGUCCAAUUUUGAACCUUAAGUGACGUCCCCAGACUGGUCGCUGAAUGGACCAAGUUUGUAACUCUAAUAUAAAAUUUUAUGAAUAAUCACGUUAAUUCUUGAAAACAUCAGCUCAAUCCAUAGUUCCAUACUCGAUAAUAUAAUAAUAAUAAUAAUAAAAAACAGCAUAUUAUUGGUAAUGCAGCAAGCCAUUGUCGACCAUUGUUCUACUUGUUGGGUCGAAAUGCAUACGAAUCAACGAUCUGGGAACCAGAAGAUCUAUUGGUAGACAAGUUCCUCAUCUGACCAUGUUGUUAUCUGUGUAACAAAAGAUUAUUUCUUGUUCUUUAAUGGUUUGUAUGAUGAUUAACCUACAUCCAUCCAUCAUUAACGUAGCCUCUCCAUUAUUCUAUUAUGACGUUCAGAAAUGUUAAUUGAACUGUCUUGCAACUAUGGUGCUUCUUAGUUGUUUUAUGACGUAAAGCCAUUAUUUCCUGUUAUUAUAUUUGAGGUUAGAAUGGGGUGUGGAGCCUCGCAGCCGAAUGUUCACUGCACUGGAUUAUUAAGUGUUCUUUCAUCUGAACCAUAUGAUGGUGUAAAAUAUGAAUACAGUUUCUAUGCAGAUGUGGUUCCCGUAAAGUUAUCCAGUAGAACGGAAGGCCAUGUCAGACAUGUGGCGGAUGCGGAACAGAUAAAAGAGCUAAUGAAAAACUUAGUUACAAAGUAUGAAGACAACAAAAGAUUGUUGAUUCUUCAUCAUAUUCCUUUACCGAACCAAAAAUCAGACACCAGAAGAGCUAAAACUGAACGAUUUCAAGGAAUUCUGUACAAGAAGAUUAACCCUUCAUCGCCAGAUACUGAAGUCGUUGAUGCUGAAAAAAAUGGACAUUGUGAUGCCGGCUUUUAUGACAAAGCUUUUGAAGUGAAGGCAGAUACAAGCCACGUUAUACAACUUUUACACAAAAGAGCAGCCAAUGGAGACAGAUUUGUAACAGCAGCUUUAACCGGGGCAUCACUCUUCAAUGGAUUUAACUUCAGUUUAGAUGGAUCCAAACCCGUUCUUCAGAUGGAUAUGAUAUUUGAAGUUCCAAGUCCCCAAGUAACUGAGUUGUACAGUUACCAUGUGGAACCUGUGACUGUUAUUCAGAGGAUGGUGGAAGGGACCACGGGCAACAGGAUCUGUUUGGAAUGCGAUUGGGUUUGUGAAUUUGAUCAGCAUUUAAAGAAAGGUUGGCGGCUGAUUGAUAUAUUUGCUGAUGGAAGUAGUAAAUGCAGACCAUCUGUUGUUGGAACAGAGAUUGUAAAAACUUUUCUUUGGGUGUACGAAAAACCACGCUCGGAGGACGAUUGUACUCAGAGAUAUGAAGGUGCGGUAAUUCAGCAGUCCACAGGUGCAUCUCCAGAAAAUGCAGUUUCUAUACAAAAUGGGGCAGCUUAUUGGGAAAGUGAGAUACGUCGAAUGGGUUUAGAAGGAUGGGAACUGGCUUGUAUCAUUCAAAAUCCUUGUGUUCAAAGGACUAUUUGCAAAAUAAAUUUUGGAAAUAUCAUGUUUUUUCAAAGAAGACUGUCAUGAAAAACGAUUGGGAAUUCUUGUUCUCGAUUGGGGAUAUAUAAGUCUAUUCAAUUUUUUGUUGAACGCAAUCGUUGCCGUUGCUGGAUUAUAAUCGUGUUCGCUACUUCGAAUAGUUAGUUUCUGUGAUCGUUUAACGAGUCUCAAUACCAUGUACGAAUGUUAAAUUAUUACUAGCUUACUAAAUCUUCAGACAAUGUCUCAAUUAAAUUUGGGUAAUUUUUUUAAUUUAUAUCACUUUGACAUGUAAAUAAAAAUUAUUCAAUU
This is a messenger RNA of Lottia gigantea (owl limpet), 2599 nucleotides long. RefSeq lists its product as hypothetical. The record is from RefSeq and is a predicted model, not a curated record. The coding region runs from base 1280 to 2335 and encodes 351 amino acids. The transcript is spliced from 3 exons. NCBI's taxonomy places the organism in Eukaryota, Metazoa, Mollusca, Gastropoda, Lottiidae.